This is a messenger RNA of Acaulospora morrowiae, 494 nucleotides long. Lineage: Eukaryota; Fungi; Glomeromycota; Glomeromycetes; Diversisporales; Acaulosporaceae. The record is from the annotation of a GenBank genome assembly.
UUCCAAACCGACAUUCUUCAUGUUUCCGUUGUCUUCCGUCUUCAUUACAUUAUAUUAUGUAACGGCAGAUCAAAGCAUUAUUGAUACGAUUCGGCAUACGCUCCAAGUUCUCAUCAUUUUUUUCACCACGUGGACAGUGAUCGGACUUAUUAAAGCAUGGACAGUAACCAUGAAAGAUUCCAAGAAUAAAAAAUUGCAAACACAAUUGGUAGUCAGCUCAAGAAUCGCAUAUGGAUUUACAACAUUGUUUGGGAUAGCUUGUAUGUUGUUGACAUUCCCUAGCGCUCGAGAACUUGGGGCCAGUUUGUUAGCUAGUGCUAGCGUUGUCGCUGUUCUUGUUGGAUUUGCGGCUAAAUCAUCGCUAGAGGCGAUCAUGGGACUUCCUUCAUCACAUAGUGAUAAGAAUAAUUUAAUUGCUUCAUUACAAAUUGCCCUGACGCAGCCACUCAUUCUGGGUGAUUGGGUGGUCAUUGACGAUUGUCAUGGCAUAGUUG